CUCUGCAUUCCUCUACGACAAAGGACUUCCAAAAUUUCCAAGCAACAUUUUCAGUUUUUCAGAGUUAAUUUUUCAAGUAAUAACAAAUGGAAUUUGUUAGCGAAGUAGGAGAACUUCGGGGUAACCAGGGUGUAGAAGGGGAAGAGAGCGUGAUAUCCGUAGAACCAAUCACAAUGGUUGUACCGCCGGAACUGCAAGACUUGUCGGAAACCCUUACGUCGGAGAGCAAUGCCAGUUUAGGCGCGCACGAGGGCUCCGGUGCUAACCCUUCUCUGUCAUCUGAAGGGUCGUCAUCAGAAAACACUGCCAGUGCAAGUAGCCCCUCGUCGGAAAGUAUGGAGGUGGCCGUAAAUGUACCUGCGGUUGCGGGUUGGGAGAAUAAAACCAUAGGUGGCAGGCUGAGCAACUUUCGCAAAGCGCCACAUACAUUGACGGCCGGAUUUAGGUUUAGGGCAAACUUGCAUCAUGAGGUAACAGAUUGUGCUACCUCCAUUAAAGGGUAUAAGAGAUUGGAGGAUGUGGUGAGACAGUAGGACAGUUUUGUUAUGAACUGGCACAAAAAAUGAAAGGGUCUACAGUGU
Rubroshorea leprosula is the source of this 581-nucleotide messenger RNA. The record is from the annotation of a GenBank genome assembly. NCBI's taxonomy places the organism in Eukaryota, Viridiplantae, Streptophyta, Magnoliopsida, Malvales, Dipterocarpaceae.